AUGUUGUUAUGCGGCAAAAGCUUAGUAAAUAAUUUCUUUAAAUAUAAAAGAAAAGUGUUUUCAAAUAUUUUAGUGAGUAGCCGACGGUGCAAAGCAGCCACUCAGCCACCCAAAAUUUUGUUCUUUGGCACUGAUAAUUUUUCACUGCCGAGUUUAAAAAAGUUGCACCUGAACAACUUUGACGUAAGCGUAGUCACCUCCUUCAAGUGCCCCGCGAACUGUGUGCGCAGCUACGCCGAACAGGAAAAACUUGCCCUCUACCGCUGGCCAAUAUCGAAGGAGCAAUGUGCCGCCUACGAGCUAGGCGUAGUGGUAUCGUUUGGUCAUCUGAUACCUUUACACAUAAUAAACGCGCUCUCCCGCGGCAUUAUCAAUGUUCAUGCUAGCUUGCUGCCCCGAUGGCGCGGUGCUGCGCCCAUCAUGUAUGCCAUAAUGGAGGGGGAUGCCAAGACUGGCAUUACCAUAAUGAAGAUAGCUCCGCAUCAAUUCGACAUUGGCCCUAUAUUAGCCCAAAGGGAGAUGACCAUUAGAAAGGAUAUAUAUAUGCCAGAGUUGCAUGCUGCCUUGUCGCAUUUGGGUGCCGAUUUGCUUGUCGACACGGUGAACAACUUGGAUGAGAGAGUCUUGAAUGCGUCUCCUCAAAACGAUGCAGAUGCCACUUAUGCACCGAAGAUUACGUCAAAGAUCACAGAGGUUCGAUGGUCACAGCAAACCUCCAUGGAGCUGUUUGCCAGGUAUCGUGCACUCUAUGGAUUUAAGAAUCUAUCUACCUCCUUUUUGGGCAAAGCUGUGCAGCUACUGGAGCUAAGGCCCCUUGAAAUUCGAUUGCCUGCGUCUACAGUUCUUUCCCCGGGCUCUUUUUACUUCCAUCGUCUGCGCAAAUCGCUUAUAAUCGGUUGUGCACACGAAACCCAGCUGGAGGUGCUGCAACUGCGGGUCGAGGGCAAGAAGCCAAUGAGCGCUCAUGAUUUUAGCAAUGGGUUUCUCAAGCGGGCACAAUCGUUGCAGUUCACACAAAAUAAAUUAGUUAAUUGUUAACAA
Drosophila navojoa is the source of this 1041-nucleotide messenger RNA. Its product is annotated as methionyl-tRNA formyltransferase, mitochondrial. Gene Ontology annotation, molecular function: methionyl-tRNA formyltransferase activity. Gene Ontology annotation, biological process: biosynthetic process; conversion of methionyl-tRNA to N-formyl-methionyl-tRNA. NCBI's taxonomy places the organism in Eukaryota, Metazoa, Arthropoda, Insecta, Diptera, Drosophilidae. The record is from RefSeq and is a predicted model, not a curated record. Gene Ontology annotation, cellular component: mitochondrion.